Molecule: messenger RNA, 3327 nt
Organism: Chrysoperla carnea
Lineage: Eukaryota; Metazoa; Arthropoda; Insecta; Neuroptera; Chrysopidae
Gene: sty
Product: protein sprouty
Exons: 2
Coding region: 405-1832 (475 amino acids)
Biological process (GO): negative regulation of Ras protein signal transduction; multicellular organism development; negative regulation of fibroblast growth factor receptor signaling pathway
Cellular component (GO): membrane; cytosol
Source: RefSeq, a predicted model, not a curated record
UUUUCGCUGUAUGUGAGAGUUUUGUUGAAUGGGGAAGCAACAAGGAUAUCUAUUUAUAUUGGAAAUUUAAAAUUUCAUAUACGUCACUUAUAAAAUCGAAUCGAAAUCAAUGUAUCCUUGUUCAUCAUACAUUUUCAGUAAAUAGUGGUGUCUCUGUUUUUAUUUUCAGUUGGAGUGUGUUUGUUUGAUUAUAACAUACAACCACACACACAACCUAAAGUGAUUUUAAUUAUAUUUGUGUUGGUGUUGUUUAUUUCUGUUAUCCUUGUUUUACUUAUAUAUUUUAUAUAUAAGUGGAACAGUGUUCGCCUGUAUAACUUAAAGUUGGCGACAACGAUGACGAAUGAAGGCGGCACCAGGAUUUGUCCGGCGCUCCUACGCUAGGAUCGCAAGGGUCCGGCCACAUGGCCCACAAUGGCGGUCCCAGAGUGCCCCCCAGGCCACCGCCCGCAUCCCUUGCAGGAGUGCACAAUACCACAACAACAAUAUCAACAACAAGAAAUAUACCACCACCACCGAUACCAACCGGUGUUCAUCACACAUCAUCGGUGGGUGGAAACAAUGGCGGCGGCGGCGGUGUUGUUGGGCAUCGUGCACCUGCGAUGAUGAGUGUGAGUUUACCACCGGUAACGGCACCAUUAUCACCCCUUGGAUCGCGGCAUCACCAGCAUCCUCAUCCUCAACAUCUACAUCGACUAGCACCACCACUUGGCUCACUACCACGUCGAGUGAGUCCUGUGAGAAAUGGCGGCGGAAGCGAUACCAGUGCACCACAAACAGUACCAACUACACCAGUCACAUUGACCAGUCCACGGCCGGACGGUGAACGUGUCGUAAAUGAAUACGUCGAGACUCCAUUUGGUCGUGGUAAUAAUAAUUUAAAUAAUGGAGGCGGUAGUUAUCCAUCAUCUCCACACCAACUUGGUAGUCAUCACGACAGCACACAACUUAUACUCAAUAGUAAUUUGAGUACGUCAAUAUUAUCAUCGUCUACAAUACUUCCACAUUCGACGGUUGUUAGUAACCAUAAUCAACAUUCGACGGGUACGACGACGAUAACCAAAUCACCUCAUUUAUCACAACAUCAGCAACAUCAUCAUCAUCGCCCGGAGACGUUACCAUUACCCUCCACGGUAAUCACAAAACAACCACAAUCCGCAACAUUUACAAAGAAUCGUACCACCGAUCCGUUAGAAUGUCAUACAACGUCACUAGGUGGGGUUGGUACAGUAAUACGUAAUAGCAGUGGUGUCAAUAGUGGGACACCAGGUAUUCUCGGUGGUACACCAAAUAGUAUUGGAGUCGGUUUACCUGGUGGUGGGUCAAUAAUAUGCCCCGAGUGUGGACGCUGUCGGUGUGAAUCGUGUCAACAACCUCGACCCCUACCACAAUGGUGGGUUUGUGACAAAAAGUGUUUAUGUAGUGUGGACGCUGUGAUUGAUUACACAUCGUGUUUAUGUUGUGUGAAAGGACUUUAUUAUCAUUGUUCAAAAGAUUAUGAAUUAGAACGUGAUGGUGACGGUGUGAGUUGUGCGGAUGAACCGUGUUCGUGUACGCCACAUCGACGCAUGAUGCGUUGGGGUUGUUUAUUAGCAUUAACAACGGUAUUACCAUGUUUAUUAUGUUAUUGGCCAUUACGGGGUUGUGCACGUGGUGUUGAAUUAAUAUAUGCAAAACAUUCGAGAACCGGUUGUCGAUGUAGACCUACAUCAUCGAAUCAUCAUUUACAUAAUACACAUCAUCAUACACAUUCUACAUCGGUGUUACAUCAUCAACAGGAUACGCUAACUACACCUGAAAAACGUUUACUUGAUUCAAGUCCUGAUUUUUAACACACAAUUUUUAAUCACUUAGAUGUUCUCCAGUUAAAUAAUCUCCAUCAAAUUCCUAUUAUGUGUUAAAUUUUAAAAAAUUUAUCUUCAUAAUUUUUCAAUGUUCAAUGUCACUAUUCCAGAAUUUGUACCUUAUUUUUUACAAAAAUCAAAAUCAUAUAACCCUUAAAAGUCGUUAUUCCUUAAAAAAAGAGUAUAUAAUCAAUAUUAUAUAUUUUAAUAAUGGGCAAAUAUGAGUGAUUAUCCGAGUUGUUAUGGUUUCUUAUUCUAUGCUUAAAAACUUUAUGAUGCCAAAUAAAAAUACUUUAUGAUAAGAAUUUUGGGCUUGACCAUAUCAUUUUUUCUUUUGAAUAUGUUAAAUUGAGAAACUCUAAUUAAAUGCAUUUAUUAACAUAAAAUACUUUUGAAAAUGAGCCAUUCUUUUAAUAAUAUUUUAAACCACAUAAUACAAACGCCUUUUAUAGCAAAAAUACUUGAAUAAAUUGAAAAGAACAUUUCCCUUCAUUGAAUGAAGUGGAAGAAUCAAAACGAAUUAAAUUGUAAAUAGUAGGUUCUAUAAAAAGAGUUAGAUUAAUCAGUUAAAGACUUGAUUUAUAUUAUAACUGAAAUCGAAUAUUUUUUAAUGUGGUUUUCCAAAUAUGAUAAUCAUUGAUGAUGGCCCAUAUUAAUUUCAGAGACACUCACUUCACUGUUUUCUAUCAUAAUGAUGUUUGGUAAUUUAGGUUGUUGUCUUGUAUAAACGAUGGUUUUAGUCACAUAAAAAUGUUAAUAAUUGUAAAUAAUAAUUGUGAUUGAUCAAACGUCAAUAUGAGAAUGAUAAUAUGUAAUGGGUUAUCUGUUUGUAAUAGUUUCUCUAGUUAGAAAUUCUAUUUAAAGUGGUAUGAGAAAAUAGUAUGAUUCUUAAUCCUUCAGACUGGUCAUCUUUCGUACCACAAUCAUUACUCUUGUAUAUGAAAGAAUAGUAUAUUAAAUUUACUUUUUCAAUGUUCUGGGUAGAUAAUGCAAUUUAUAAAACAUAAUUUACUGCCAUCUGUCUUGGAAAUCACAGUAACGGUACUGUGAUAGCCGGAGUAUAAGAAAGAUAUCCAAAUUUUGGUUUCUUUUAACCGACUUUACUGAAGUGAUGAGAAAAUCACUUCAUAUUUUGAGGUUUUAAAAAAAAAAUUUUUUAAUUCACUCUCCUGUAAAGCAUCAAAUUUUGUGAAGGUAACAAAAAAAUUUCCGGUGCUUCAUUCCAUUUGAAAUUUUGAAAAAAAAAUCCAAAAAUAAGCGUGGGAGAGUAUCUCUUCGUAACGGUUCUGAAGGGUUAAAUUAAUACAGUAGAUGAAGCUUGUUAAAUUAAGAGAUAAAACAACUUUCAGUCAAAGAUUUUUCGAUGUAAUUAUAAAAUCAUCUUUGUCCAAUAUAUUUAAAUCGAAAUUUAAUUUUCCUGAUGAUGAAUUUUUAAUGGGUCCCCAUUUUUAAUUAUAUCGAAACGUCUUAAACACAUAUUAUG